AUGAAAAUCCGGAAGCACGACUUCGUCCUCAUCGACGAUGAACUCAAGUGCAGGCUGCACAAAGUGGUGGACAUGAAGAUUAAAAUAAAAAAAAACUAUCUCAAUUUAAUGUUCCUUGUGAAUAAAAAGUACGGAUCGACAUACACUCACAUAAAUAACAAAUGGGUUAGGAGUAAAAAGAAGAAAAAUAAGCUCGACAUUGAUUUUUAUGGAGAUAUUCAUGGAACAAAUAAAGACAUUUUUCAGAAUAGCAAUUCGCAGAGAUUAACUGAGGAGAACAUUGCUGAGUUGAAAGAUAAUGUCUCAGAAAAUCCAUACGAAGUUAUACAAAAAUUGGUCACCAAUUCUUCCACAUACAAAGACAAAACGGUCAUAUCCAAAUUUAAAUAUGUCGAGAAGAAAUUAAAGAGACACCUGUGUCAGUUUACUGUGUACGAAUGUAGUAUUGUGAAUCUGAUCAAUUUUUAUUACAAGUAUUUUCCCGAGAAAGUCUCCUCCGUUAGGGUCGAUUAUUUGUCCAAUUUGUUGUUCCAUUUAAAUCGAGAUGUUCUCGUCAUCAGGGAGGACUCCCAACACACUGAACAGAGCAGCGAAGAAAAGGAAGAGACGCAAAAGGUCCAUGAGGAGACGGAGAAAUCCCAUGCGAAUGGCGCCUCAGAUCAAUUAGGCCAUGAAGCUCUCCACAGCUUCUCCACUCACAAACCUAAUGUAAUCAUUUAUGACGAUUCCUUCGGUUUACUAACCAGCAUGCUGAACAUCAUUUAUUCUGACCAUGUUAAUAUUUUUUCUCUAAUUCAUAAAAAUGCCUCCAAUUCGAUCGUCCCUACCUUUGGCAUUCCUAAAAGCACCAACGUGGCUAAGAUCAGCAUCCUGCAGGCGUCACACGCGCCACGACUGAACACCGGGGAGUGGCUCGCCAUCGACGGGAGAUGCCAGCUCGUUGGGAAGGCGGCAUCGGAAGAGGUCCAAGUGAUGGAUGUGGGAGAAGCGGACGAAGUGGUAGAGGCGGAAGAAGCGGCGGAGGUCGUCCAAGUGGCCGAAAUGGCAGACUUGUCAAACGUGGAAUGUCGCAAGAGGAGAGUAGACCAUGUCGACCAGGUAGACUACAUUGACCACCCCGAUCAUGGAGGGGGCGACCAUGUUGGGACUCCCCCCGACGGCAAGACGGACCCGACGAAUGAAACAGAGAAGCAAAGUCGGGAGCACCCCUCUGUCGCUCCCCCUCCAAACAAACGUGCAAAGAAGGCCCACGGAGAGGCGGACAACCCAAUCGGGUCACCCCCCCCCUUGCAGCUACAACAUAUGCUGAUAAACCACAUGAACAACAGCGGAGCGGAAGCAUUCGUCGUAAUCAUAUCGAGUGACUUCCUUUACAACACAAACACAGAUGUGUCUCUCCUCAUCGAUACACUCAUCAAGGUGUCUUUGAAAUUUCUCAAAAAUGACAGCAAGCUGAUUAUUCAUACGGACGACUUAAAUCUGUGCAGCCUAUUUUUGAAGGGCCUAAUGGGUACGAGUUCCUUCAUAAACAUAAAGCUGAAUGAAUUUGUGUUACGAGAGCAGCAAGUUUUGAAGCGGCGAACGCAUCCAGUGAUAAAAAAUGCCAAACUGGCCGAUGGGUUUCUCUUAACUGCGCUCAAGGUGGAGGGAGCCGCGUAG
Plasmodium inui San Antonio 1 is the source of this 1659-nucleotide messenger RNA. RefSeq lists its product as hypothetical. The transcript has a single exon. Gene Ontology annotation, biological process: tRNA methylation. Gene Ontology annotation, cellular component: nucleus; tRNA (m1A) methyltransferase complex. The coding region runs from base 1 to 1659 and encodes 552 amino acids. The record is from RefSeq and is a predicted model, not a curated record. NCBI's taxonomy places the organism in Eukaryota, Apicomplexa, Aconoidasida, Haemosporida, Plasmodiidae.